This is a messenger RNA of Dacryopinax primogenitus, 515 nucleotides long. RefSeq lists its product as uncharacterized. The record is from RefSeq and is a predicted model, not a curated record. The annotation marks the transcript as partial. NCBI's taxonomy places the organism in Eukaryota, Fungi, Basidiomycota, Dacrymycetes, Dacrymycetales, Dacrymycetaceae. The transcript has a single exon.
UUCUUUAACCCACCCCUAUCAACCCAUGCAACAGACCACCCACCGUAACCCCUCUGUGGGUGGCGCCGGCUUCAACGCAAACGCGGGCCCGCAAUAUCCACACCCGAAUGUGUCUCAGUACAUGCCUCCUCUUGGUGUGUACGAGGCACCGCCGCAACAAUACGGGACGCACCAGACCUACCGUAACACCCCCAACGACGGCUUCAACGCAAACCCGGGCCCGCAAUAUCCACAUGGCCUGACCGGGGCCCAAUUGCACGGGGGUCCGGAAUUUCAGGUCGGUGGGAGCAGCAUGCAACAACCAAACCCGUCCUCCUCCCAUCGUUUACCCUCGUAUGAUUCCCUUUCCGGAAAAUGCCUUGUUUGUGGCAAGGAGACGGAACAACUGUCCUUAUGCGCUAAUAUGGAGGGACACUAUGUCCACCACGAUUGUGCGAAUUAUUGGAGGAGCAUCGAUCCGGAGCAUUGCCCAGCUGGAGGAUACUGCAAACAAGCCGCCCAAAUCGACAUGCGCU